Onthophagus taurus is the source of this 1015-nucleotide messenger RNA. RefSeq lists its product as uncharacterized. The record is from RefSeq and is a predicted model, not a curated record. Lineage: Eukaryota; Metazoa; Arthropoda; Insecta; Coleoptera; Scarabaeidae.
GAACUUGUAAAAUUGAGUUGAAAUCAUGGAACGCUUUGAAAGAUGGACUACAGUAAAUAGCUGUUGUUGUUUCGAUCUUCGCUCCGGAACUCUUGUAAUAGCUAACUUAAGACUGUUUUUCAGUUUUAUAUCAUUACUUAUCAGUAUUCUAUACCUAACUCAUCACAUUAACAUAUCUUUGAAUUUUGAAUUUGCUGUGUACCUUAUUCGAUUUACCGCAUUGAUUAUAAUAAUAACCAUAAUUCUUGUAGUAGGAGUUAUCCAGGAUAAACCAAAUUUGAUACUCAUACACCAAGUGAUAAAUGGGGCGAUGAUUGUAUCAUAUUUAAUAGACAUUAUUACCACUAUACUAGAUUACACUUUCCUACUUGUUAUUUUAUUAAGUUUGGUGUUUCAGGCGUAUUUCUGGGUAGUUAUUCAAAGUUAUUACAGAAGUCGUUUACUUUUGCAACCCCAAGAAAUAAAUCAAGUUAUUGCCUAGUGUUAAAUCAUUCUAUAUUAAUUAAUAUGUACUAAUAAUAACCGUGAUUCAUCGAGAUAUUUUUAAAGCUUAUUGAUAUGUUGUUGAAAUUCCACCAAUUGAUUGAAAACAUCUUAUUGUUAGAGGUCUUUAGCAAAAUCAAUAUCAUGUUUUCCAGUAAUUUGAAACACUUGAACAAAACUGAAAAGCUGAUUAGUGUGAAUCAAAAUGGUUAAAAAAAACUACUUAUAAUGCUUAGCGACGAUGAAAGAAGUUAAAAAAAUUGAUUUUAAUAUUUUUGAAACUGUUUGAAAGACAACAAAAUUCUUGCAAUCGAUUAAAAACAUAUUAACUCUGAUGGAAGAAUUAAGCGAAAUGAUUAUUAUUUAUUUAGACGUGUUUCAAUGACUCCAGAAUGUAGAAAACUUUAUUGGUGUGUGUCAAAACGAUACUAAUCGAUUAAAACACAUCUCUAGGAUAUUUAAUGUCGACAAAAGUGAUAAAAGAAUUGAUUUAGACGUAUUUUGAAAAUGUUUCAAAGAUACCAUGAUACAG